UCAGCCCCGCGGGGCCGCCCCGGAUGCCCCAUCCAGCCCCGUCCCUGGCUCCCCGCGGGCCGGCUGCGGCCCCCCCGGGCCCCCCGCGAUGCCGAGCGAUCCGCGGGGAGGCCAUGAGGCCGUCGCCGGCCUCCGGCACCCGCGGGCUCUGGUGCGUGGUGCUGCUGGCGCUGGCGGGGACCGCGGUGUUGCUGCCGUGCCGCUUGGCCGACCGCAACCAGACGGGGCUGUGCAAGGGGCUGAGCCUGGCGCAGGUGCCCCGCGGCUUCCCCGGCGGCCUCCGCAGCCUGGAUUUGUCCUACAACAAGCUGCAGGAGAUCACGGCCGGCGACUUCGCCGGCCUGACGCAGCUGCGGAGCCUGGACCUGGGCUUCAACAACAUCUCGCGCAUCGCGCCCGACGCCUUCCUCUCCAACGUGCUGCUGGAGCAGCUGCGGCUCUUCAACAACUCCCUGGCCCGCAUCCCGGCCCCGGCGCUGCGCCCUCUGGCCAACCUCCGCUGGCUGGACAUGUCCAACAACCCGUACCGCAGCGCGGCGCUGGACGGUGUCUUCGGCACGCUGCGGCGCCUGCGGGUGCUGUCGAUGGGGGGGCCGCUGCUGCGCGACGUCGCCCGGGGGGACUUGGCCGCCCUGAAGGACACGGCCCUGCAGAAGUUCGCCCUCAAGUCGGCCUCCAGCCUGCGGCGCUACGAGGCCGGGGCGUUCUCGUGGCUCAACACCACCGAGCUGUGGUGCGACAUGGCCCUGGACGAGAGCGCGGCGGCGCUGCCCGCGAUGCUGCGGGAUCUGCGGGGCAAGGCGCUCGACUACCUGCGCUUCCGCAACCUCUUCGAGUUCACCUACUACCAGGGCGCCGAGGACCCCUUCUCCGGCCUGGCCGAGCUGCGGGCCACCAAGCUGGUCUUCUACCGGGGCAAGUUCAACGAGAACCUGCUGCGCCUGGCCCUGCUCAACGUGCAGAGGUCCCGCGUCCGCCAGCUGGAGCUGGUGGCCAUCGACUUCGCCCGCUCGCCGCAGUGGAACAGCUCCGGCGUGGGCGCCGUCGCCCCGCGGCUCGACCGCCUGCUGCUGCAGGACAUCAGCAACCCCGACGUGCUGCGCUUCGACUGGACCUUCACCUGGCUGAGCGGCGUGGCCGCCCUCUCCAUCGUCAACGUCAACUUCAACUACGUGCCCUGCGACGCCUGGGGCGAGAUGCGCAGCGUGGAGCUCCUCAACAUCUCCCGCAACCGCCUGGAGGACGCGUACAUCUACAACCAGCGCUGCCACUACCACGGCGUCAUGCCCAAGCUGGAGAACUUGGUCCUGGCCAACAACCGGCUGCAGAGCUUGGCCACGGUGGCCUCGCUGACGAGCACGUGGCCCCGGCUGGCCUUCCUGGAUGCCAGCCACAACGCCCUGGGGAGCCUGCAGGAGACGUGCCAGUGGGGGCACGCCUUGCGCUGGCUGGCCCUGCACCACAACAGGGUGACAGCGGCCACCUUCGGGUGCCUGCCCACCACCCUGGAGUACCUGGACCUCUCGCACUCGCAGCUCGACCGCCUGGACAUGGGCUACUUCACCCGAAGCCCCCGGCUGCGGGUGCUGCUGCUGAGCGGCAACAAGAUCAAGUUCAUCCCGUCCGAGUGGAGCUGCUCCAGCUUGGAGGUGCUGGCGAUCGACGGCAACUCCUUCGGCGUCAUCACCCGCGGCUCCUUCAUCAACAUGCCGCGCCUCGUUAACCUGACGGCCGGCAACAACCCCUACCACUGCACCUGCGACCUCUACGGCUUCUUGCAGGAGACGCGGCGGCGGGGCCGGCCCCGCCUGGGCGACUGGCCCCACAACUGGACCUGCUACCACCCCGAGGCUCUGCUGGACACCCCGGUGGCCUCCUACGCCCCGCGGCCGCUGGAGUGCGACGUGCCGGCGCUGGUGGCCGUGGCGGCGGCCAGCACGGCGGUGGCGGUGGCGGCGUGCGCGGCGCUGUGCUGGAAGCUGGAGGCGGGCUGGUACGUGCGGGCCACGUACCGGCUGCUGCGCGCCAAGUACCGCGCCAGCCACGCCGGCGCCGCGCGGCGCUGCGCCUACCACGCGUUCAUCUCCUACAGCCGCGCCGACGCCGAGUGGGUGCGCCGGGAGCUGCUGCGGCGGCUGGAGAGCGCCGAGCCCCCCUACCGGCUCUGCAUCCACGAGCGGGACUUCAUGCCGGGCCGCUGGAUCAUCGACAACAUCGUGGAGAACAUCGAGAACAGCGCCAAGGUCAUCUUCGUCCUGUCCCGCAGCUUCAUCGACAGCGAGUGGUGCAACUACGAGCUCUACUUCGCCCACCAGCGCGCGGUGGGGCUGGGCUACCAGGACGUCAUCCUGGUGGUCAAGGAGCCCAUCGACGCGCGGGGCUUGCCGCGGAGGUUCGCUCGCCUGCGGAAGAUGCUGGGCUCCAGGACCUACCUGGAGUGGCCCCGCGAGCCCGGCCGCCAGCCCUUCUUCUGGAUGCAGCUCCGCAGCCUCCUGGGGACCCCCGGGGGGCUCAGCCCUGGAGGUGGCGAGGAGGAGACGGACGUGGAUGCCACCAGCACUGCCACCGCCACCAGCACCAGCACCGCCGUCACCGCCACCAGCAGCACGUAGCCGCUGCCCAAGCUCCGCGUCCCACCCUAGGCAACGGCUCCGGCGUGGUUUCGGGGUGCCCUCCCCCCUCUCCAGGCACCCUGGGGUCCUGGAGCAGCCCCUGCCUCAGUUUCCCCAAGCGGAGCCGGGCAGGGAAGGGGGCACCGAGGUCCCCAAAGGCUCGCAGGAGGGCAGGAGAUGGAGACGGCGUCCAGGA
This is a messenger RNA of Oxyura jamaicensis (ruddy duck), 2808 nucleotides long. Its product is annotated as toll-like receptor 2. Gene Ontology annotation, cellular component: membrane. The record is from RefSeq and is a predicted model, not a curated record. Gene Ontology annotation, molecular function: transmembrane signaling receptor activity; protein binding. Gene Ontology annotation, biological process: inflammatory response; immune response; toll-like receptor signaling pathway. The coding region runs from base 24 to 2612 and encodes 862 amino acids. The transcript is spliced from 2 exons. Lineage: Eukaryota; Metazoa; Chordata; Aves; Anseriformes; Anatidae.